Molecule: messenger RNA, 2239 nt
Organism: Chara braunii
Lineage: Eukaryota; Viridiplantae; Streptophyta; Charophyceae; Charales; Characeae
Source: the annotation of a GenBank genome assembly
CGCUCGAAUGCGUCGACGACUCACGUGAGGCGAUGGUGGAAGGUUUGAAAUCUGAAUGCGAUCCGUUCCUUCGUUUGGAAUGUGCCUGCCAUCAGGAGGAGCAUCUGCUGUCCCAGAAAAGAGAGUCUACAACACGUGCACAAUUUAUAGAGAUAGGGAGUGGGCCCUUGAUUGGGUGGGGGGGCUACACGAGGCGGGAUGUGGGGCCGCUGUGUUUCUGAAGAACGCCUCGGGUGACAACUGGUUCUGUGUUGGAGGGAUUAUUAAAUCCGAGGAUGAGAGGGUGGACGGGCACGGACGGAAGUUCAGGAGAUUUUUUCUCACGACGGUGUUCGACGAACAAGGAGUGGACCAUGCGAAGGCCGACCGUAAAGUAAGCCUCGAUUACAAUCUGUUCAAGGGGUAUGGCGGUAAGGCUAUUACCAUGAAAGCCUUCGAUGUGUCCCCGAAAGAAGACGGGAGUGUGUUGACGAUGCUUGGCCCCGUUAAAUUCCUCGCCAAAAUGAACGGCUACAGAAGAUCCGGAAGCAGUCCCACUGUUGAGGCCGGCCAUCGUAUGUCCCCGACAUUCGUGCCUUUUGACACGCCAGACGAGGAUCUUCCUGGUGUAGCAAGGAUAGAGAGACAGAGGACGCCACAUAGUUUUUCAACGCAGCAGACGUCAACGAGUGGGGGCCGGCGCCGCAACAAACAGAGUCAGCCGCGUCGUCCACCAGGCGAGGAUGAGCAUGGUCCUCCUGUGGGUUCGUCCGACCGGAUGGAGUGUGUUGGACCGUCUCAACCAUCCAGCCGGCAAGACCAAGGCACUCCUGUCAUCACAUACAAAAGAAAGGCCCUGCCAACUCGUCCCUCUCCCAGUUGCCAGAAGGACGAAGGUGGUGCGUCCAGGAAGGCGGCGCUGCGGGAGAUAAGUGAAGGAUCGGACGAGGAAACGGAGGACGAUUCUAGGGUAUGUGUUGAUCGACAUCCACAGGGUAAUCAUGCCAUCGACGAUGACGAAUGUGGUGUCGAUGAGGACGACGUCGAAGAGGAGAACAACGAGAGGGAGAGAGAGAGAGAGGAUCGUGAGGAAACUAUGCACGACUGCGAGGGUCGGGAGUCUCAACAAUACUAUGAGGAGGACGACGGGGGCGAUGGAGAAAAUGAUCAUGCCUAUCCUGUAGGUGAUGACGAUGGACGGCAAGAGCGGUCGGCUGAUGUGGGGGUCGACGACGCAACAGGAGAGCGGUCGGAGGCCAGUGUCCAGAAAAGGAAGCGACAAUCUUCAACAAGUCCAACGGCGGCGGCGGAUAAGCGCGCUGCGAAGAAACUCACUGUCGCUGCAUCUCGACAGGCGCUCAAAGCUUCUCAAGAGGCGGUCGCUAAAAGCCUGAAGAAACGAAAAGGGUCCGCGUCGACAAGGGCGACAAAAGCGGAGAAACGUCCAGCGAAAAGAAAGCAGAUGGUGGAUGAGGGUGACUCUGGAGAGGAUGCCGAAGGGGUUCCUCCAAGAGAUGUCUCGGAACAGACACAACCUUCCGCGGACACCCGUGAUGAAGCCAUCGACACAACACGGUGCUUCUUCUUGGAGUUCGAUGAAGAUGGGUUUGCAAAGAAGAAAAGGGAACACAUUGAAGUGGACGUCACGAAGAUCUUGCCAAUCCCUGAAGGUGACAUCCUCUUCAACCAUAGAACGUUGGUCGAAACAUUCUUGCAGUCCAUAUAUGAUGCGAUCCAUCAUGCGGCCAAGGAAACCAAUGGGAAGUGGGAUUUCAUGACUUUCAUCCUGACUCCCAUUGUGCCCAACACGGACGGGUCUCAAGGCAGACGCAUCACACCGGACCAAUUCGACGUCGAACUGGCUCAUACAUACAACUGGUAUGCUGUUGCUGGUCAGCACACGGCUGAGGCAAUGAACAGACUCAUUAAAGACAAGUCACCGGCCGAGAAAGUGUAUGGCUUGAGGUCGUACUCUCACAUACGUGUUAUCUACUUUGACGAUGACAGAAAGAGAGGAUAUUCGUACGUCUCGACGUUCGACAACACGAGGGAGGAGCGUUCGAUCCCGAUAUCGUUUUCGUCAUCUGUGCGCCAAAUUAGAACAUUUUGGGAUAAGAGGAAUGGCCGGAUCCGUCCGCCAGGGACCUGUCCCCGAAUGACGUUGAGGGAAUGAAAUAGAAAAAGAAAUGGGAAGAGUUCAUGAACGCCUCCUGCAAAAUGACACCUGAUUCCGGUCUCAUGAACUCGUCCCUGGAGAACG